GGCGUGCAUCGCGGCGCGCGGAGCCGGCUCCAGGGCGUUCGGCGUGGAGCCGGGAGCCGCGGCGAGGCGGCCGGGAGCUUGGCGUGUGCUGGUGACCCGAGGAGAAGAGGCGGAGGCGAUAUGGAAGUGAAGGAUGCCAAUGCUGCGCUGCUCAGUAACUAUGAGGUGUUCCAGUUACUAACUGAUUUGAAAGAGCAGCGUAAAGAAAGUGGAAAGAAUAAACACAGUUCUGGGCAACAGAACUUGAAUACUAUCACAUAUGAAACAUUAAAAUACAUAUCAAAAACACCAUGUAGGCACCAGAGUCCUGAGAUUGUGAGAGAAUUUCUGACAGCAAUGAAAAGCCCCAAGUUGACCAAAGCUGAAAAGCUUCAGCUGCUGAAUCACAGGCCUGUGACUGCUGUUGAGAUCCAGCUGAUGGUGGAGGAGAGUGAGGAACGGCUGACAGAGGAGCAGAUCGAAGCUCUGCUCCACACCGUCACAAGCAUCCUCCCCGCGGGGCCAGAGGCCGAGCAGCAGCAGAAUACCAGCGACGAUGUGGCGAUGGAUGAGGAGGACCCCGUGUAGAAGAGCACAGCUGGCCCGAGUGUCUCCUGAAGUUGAAGGCCCAGCAGCCGUUUCCCAGACAUUCAGAGGAUUGUUUAUUUGAUUUUACCUUCUGUCCCAACAGGCCUCAUUUCCCGGUUAGUUGGGUAAACCACAAAAAUAAUCUUAAAAGAAAUCCUUGUGCCUCUGGGAGAAUAAACAUGGUGGACUGGCUGAGAUGGUCAGGGCAGAGAGCUAAAGAGAGGAGGAGUGAGUCAAAAAGGACAAGGACUGUGGAACUCUCAGUGGUAAAAAUAUUUCUUCUGUGGCCUUUGCCAUGGUUGUGGGAAGGUCUCUGUACACAGCUGGUAAAAUACUUGCCUUGGCUUUAAUGGGCUGUAUCCUAAUUAAUUUCAUCUGCUUCCCUCAGAGCUUCCCAAGCAGGGAUGCAGAGCACUGCUGGAAUGAGAGCUGACUUAGGACAAUCCUGUUACACGGCUGACAACUCUUGAAGCAGCAAAUAGUUGCUCUAAGUUAUAGUGAGCCACUGAGCUUGGCUCACCUUAGGGGAAUCUUUUCCUUAAUAACAAUAGACAUAGGAAAAGAUUGGCCUAGGAACUUGGUGGUCCAGUGGCUUAAGAUUCCACACUCCCAGUGUACGGGACCCAGGUUCCAUCCCUGGUCAGGGAACUAAAUCCCACAUGCUGCAACUCAGAAAAAAAAAAAAAAAAAAAAAAGAUUCCUGCAUGCUACAGUGAAGAUCGAAGAUCCCGUGUCCAAAUAAAUAUUUUAAAAAUAACUAAAUAAAAGAACGGCCUGGACAACUCUUCAUCAGGUCUAAAGGCCCCUCUCCUCUACUGGCAUGGGCUUUGUUUAGCGGUUUCACUAGUUAGUCUUCAAUGUUAGGACACUAGCUCCCUGCAGUUGGAAAGAGGCACUCCAGUAUUCUUGCCUGGAGAAUCCCAGGGACAGAGGAGCCUGGUGGGCUGCUGUCUGUGGGGUCGCACAGAGUCGGACACAACUGAAACGCCUUAGCAGCAGCGGCAGACUGAAUGGCCGUGUCACCUGCCUUUCUGAACACCUUCAGUUUUCUGUGACAGGUGCAGCCUGUUGCAACCAGGUGAGCUUCAUUUGCACAGGGGGGGGCAAAUGGUUUGCAUCUUUUAAAAAGGGCAGUUCUCUGGCGGUCCAGGGGUUAAGAUUCAGUGCUUUCAUUGCAGGAGGUGUGGGUUUCAUCUAUAGUAAGGACUAAGAUCCCAUGUGCUGCAAGCUGUGGCACCCACCCCCCC
Messenger RNA from Cervus elaphus (red deer), 1814 nucleotides. RefSeq names its product DNA-directed RNA polymerase III subunit RPC9-like. Gene Ontology annotation, molecular function: nucleotide binding. Gene Ontology annotation, cellular component: RNA polymerase III complex. The transcript has a single exon. Gene Ontology annotation, biological process: transcription initiation at RNA polymerase III promoter. The record is from RefSeq and is a predicted model, not a curated record. NCBI's taxonomy places the organism in Eukaryota, Metazoa, Chordata, Mammalia, Artiodactyla, Cervidae. The coding region runs from base 121 to 567 and encodes 148 amino acids.